AUGUCUCGAUUCUCCCUCCAAGGUCGAACCGCCCUCGUCACUGGCGGUGCCCGGGGCUGCGGCCUCGCCUUUGCGCGCGGUCUCGCCGAAGCAGGUGCCAACGUAGCCAUCUUCGACCGGAUACCUCCUGAGGAGGGAUUUCUAUCUAUCGAGAAGGAGUAUGGUGUGCGGACUGCAUAUUACGAAGUGGACGUAUCCUCCCCGGAGUCCCUCGCCACCGGCUUCGGCGCCUUCCAAACAGACUUCAACAAUGCACUCGACAUCUGCGUCCCAUGUGCAGGUAUAAACCGACACCAGACAUUCCUUGAAUUCAACUACGCGGAUCACCAAGAGCUGCUGGGUGUGAAUGUGCUGGGCCUAUUCCAUACGGCGCAGCUGGCCGCCCGGCAGAUGAUUGCCAAUGGCACAAAACACGGGAGUAUCGUGCUGGUGGCGAGCAUGGCGAGCCACGUGGCGGUACGGAGCCAGCUGUGCAGUGCGUAUUGUGGGAGUAAGGGGGCGGUGAGGGCGAUGUGUCCUGCUAUUGCGAAGGAGUUGGCUGAAUAUGGUAUUCGUGUGAAUUCGAUUUCGCCGGGAUAUGUGAGGACGGAGAUGACUGCUGCUUUCCCCCAUUUGAUCGAAGAGUGGAAAUCUGCAGCAAUGAACGGGCGCAUCGCCGAGCCGGAGGACAUCAUGGGAGCGUGUGUGUUUCUGGCGAGCGAUGCUAGUUCGUACAUGACGGGGCAGGAUGUGAUUGUGGAUGGGGGUGUGACUAAGUGGUAG
Aspergillus tubingensis is the source of this 762-nucleotide messenger RNA. RefSeq names its product FAD binding domain protein. The coding region runs from base 1 to 762 and encodes 253 amino acids. The transcript is spliced from 5 exons. Gene Ontology annotation, cellular component: intracellular anatomical structure. Lineage: Eukaryota; Fungi; Ascomycota; Eurotiomycetes; Eurotiales; Aspergillaceae. The record is from RefSeq and is a predicted model, not a curated record. Gene Ontology annotation, molecular function: oxidoreductase activity, acting on NAD(P)H, oxygen as acceptor.